Vigna unguiculata (cowpea) is the source of this 984-nucleotide messenger RNA. RefSeq lists its product as uncharacterized. Lineage: Eukaryota; Viridiplantae; Streptophyta; Magnoliopsida; Fabales; Fabaceae. The record is from RefSeq and is a predicted model, not a curated record.
UAACCACCAAUUGAUGGCCCACCAAAUUGGGCCCACUUGAAACAUCGUUCAUUGCAUUUCCGUUGAGAAUUUUUCAACGUAAGAAAAUGCUGAGAAAUCUCCGAUCCCGGCGUCGUCCCCGUCGCGGGGUGUUCCUGUGCGUCGUCGUUUCGGGUCUCCUUCUGUUGGUGUGCGUCUCCGUCUCCCUCCUCGUUCGCCGCGCCACCCUCUCCCACCCUUCCCGCCAUGUCAAUUUCGACUCCCUCCUCUCCGACUCCGUCAACGACGACUUCAUCGCCGGCGAGGAAACCAUCGACACCAUCGACGCUCUCGACGUGGUGGAGGAAGAGCCGGAGGACGCCAUAGACGCCGACGCCGACGACGACGAGCCUCUGGAUCGGAACUCCGGCGUGUCCGGGUACUUCUUCAAUCACGCGGAGGGCGUGAUCCGUCGGGCCAUCAGCAAGAGCUCAUUCAUGGAAGACGACGACGAGGGGCCCUUUGUGGACCCGGAGGAUGGCGGCAAGACCGUGUUUGGGUCCGAUGACGUGGCGGUGGAGGAGAAGGUGCGGUCGAAGGUGUUGCAGGUGAAGGGCGUUGAGGACGCGCUUUUGUUGAAGGGCAUGGGAAGAAGGGUUUCACCGUUAAGAGAAGGUUGGGGCGAUUGGUUCGAUAAAAAAAGUGAUUUUUUGAGGAAGGAUAAGAUGUUAAGGUCGAGUUUGGAGGGAUUGAAUCCUCUUCGUAAUCCCAUUAUUCAAGACCCUGAUGCUGUUGGUGUCACCGGUAUCACCAAAGCUGAUAAAAUUAUCAGGAAUUUCAUGUUGCAUGACGUUAAGACCAGGAAAAUCACUCACCAAUCCAAUUUUUAACUCUUUCAUUCCUCUCAAAUUAUGUACAAUCAUCGCUUCCACUCAUAUCUUUUCUUUCUUCUUAGUCCUUAGUUCAACCAGGUUGUGUUAUUGCAUGCAUUAAUGUGAUAAUUGAUGUCAGAAUUUAACUUUUCAA